GUCUAUGGUUACUUGUUUUAAGUUCAUGUGUGUGGUAGACGUGCACGAGUGUGUGCAUGCGUGUCCUGGCUCGUGUCUCGUACCGUUUCGAACCUCAAAACUUGUUCGUUUUUUACCGGAAAAAUUUCGAACAGUUAGUGAGUGAGUACAUUCUCGACUACGUUUACCGGGAUAUUAUAGAACAAUGACGAUGAUCGACCGCGGAGUAUGCCUCGCGUUUGUUCUGUCGGUCAGUCUGUCGAUGCUAUUGGGCCACGUAGCCGGCGCCAAGGUGCUGCAGAUUCGUGGCAUACCUACAGCGAAGAAUCCUUUGUAUUCGCCGGAUCAGGACUUCCAGUGUCUGGACGGUAGCCUGUUGAUACCUUUCUCGCGGGUCAACGAUGAUUAUUGCGAUUGUGCCGACGGCAGCGACGAGCCGGGUACAUCCGCCUGCACCAAUGGUUCCUUUUACUGCGAGAAUUCCGGACACAAGGCCCGUUACAUACCUUCCACUUGGGUGAACGACGGCAUAUGCGACUGUUGCGAUGCCACCGACGAAUACGGUUCAGGUAAGGAGUGCGCAAAUAAUUGUAAUGAACUUGGUAGGGAAGCUAGGCUUGAACAACAGAAGACAGAGGAAUUGGUCAGAGAAGGGAACAAAAUAAGGACAGAGAUGAUCUCGAAGGGCAAGCAACUGAAGAAUGAUUAUCAAAGUAGUCUGGUAAAGCUCAGGGUUGACUAUUCAGAAGCAGUGCUCGUUAAAAAAGAAAAGGAGGUUUUGAAGAAUCAAGCAGAGGAACGAGAAACUGCUGCACUGGAGAAAUAUAAAUCAGCUGAACCAGAGCAACCUGCUACAGAAGAAGGAGAAGAGGAGAAAGAAAUACAAGAGUCAGAGAUUGAGGACUACUUUAAAAUGUUGGAUUCAGAUGGAAGUGGUACUAUAACCAUAAUGGAGUUGAAAACCAGAGUAACAUUCGACAAAGAUAGGGAUGGUGUUGUGUCAGAUGAAGAGGCACUGUAUUUCUUAAACAACCAGGAGGAAGUCAAUCUUCAAGAGUUCAUGGAUUCAGCCUGGUCAUACAUUAAGCCCUUCUUAAUGUUAGAACAAGGUGUGUUCAAACCAGAUGAUCAGAAAGAGGAAGAAGGAGAGAGCCACGAACAGGAAGGGGAAGAUCAUGAACAAGGAGAAGAACUGUGGGAACAAGGUAAAGAAGAGGAUGAUAAUAGCGAGGGAGAAGAGGCAGCAGCUGGUCAUCAAGAAAAGGUUGAAGAAUCUGGAAUUCAAUACGACGAAGAGACUCAAGCCCUCAUCGACGAAGCCACGACCGCCCGAGAGAAUUUUCAGACCGCAGAGAAAUCUGUGAGUGAUUUACAGACAGCAAUUAGGAAGCUCGAGGAGAAAUUGGAUCGCGAUUAUGGCGCAGAUCAAGAAUUCGCGCCUUUGGAUGGAGAAUGUUUCGAGUACACAGACUUGGAGUAUAUCUACACCCUAUGCAUGUUCGGAAGAGCGACGCAGAGGUCUAAAUCUGGCGGUAGCGAUAUAAUUCUGGGUCACUGGAAUGAGUGGGCGGGAACCGAUGGCCAAAAGUACUCGAAAAUGAAGUACGACAGGGGUCUCACUUGCUGGAAUGGUCCAGCGCGUUCCACAAUGGUCAGUCUCAGUUGUGGUAAGGAAAACAAACUCAUCUCAGUAACAGAACCAAUGCGUUGUGAGUACCUCAUGGAAUUCUCUACCCCGGCUCUGUGUAAUCCUAACUUGGAGAGCUCCGAUACACACGAUGAAUUGUAAAUUUCGUGUCACAAUAGACCUGUGCGAACAAACACAACAUAGACGAAACACUGUGCAACUCCGAGACGUAAAGCGUAACCAAUGCAAGGAUAAAUAGUGGCCACGUCAAACAAUCCGGUAUUAGUCCUGUUUCCUACUAUUCUGUUUGAACGUUCACACGAAAGUAUUUCAACGCUUGUAAUCAAUGAAGCAAACGAGUUGAUCCGAGAACAUGAUACUUCGUUAGUCUUUUCAGUUAGACAAUGUACACUCUAAGUAACAGGAUUCAAUAGAGCUCUGUGUAAUUUUUCUCAAAGCUACUUAAGUUUGGCUGGUAUAAGCCAGAUGCUUGUAUUUUUAGUUGUAACAGUCUCUCUGGAUCACCAGUCUAAUUUCUGUAUUCUCUUCGUUGUUUGUAUUUGCAAGUGUUCAGAUACUUUCUGGUCGCCGUUGCAUUUAAACGAAUGAUAAACUUGUUCGAUUCCUAACUGAGCAUUGUAAGAACGUACAAGCGUUUAAUUUAACGAGUUUCUACGAUCGUGAUUAGCACAAUGUUUUUUACCGUCACCGAUAAGCACAGCCGAUAAACGUCGCUGCGAGCCUAGUCAUCCCUUGCGCCUUACGUAACUACAGAGUUCCAUCGUGUCUGCGAACUGUUUAUUCGUGUUCGCACCUCAGAAAUUCCUGAUCGCGUUGCCCGAAUAAACAAGCGGCCGAAAGUCGUCGGAAUCCGCGGAAUCUACCGGCAACAACGCGUUAACACUUUGCGGUCCGCCGACGGUUCUGUGCUGUCACAAUUGCAAUCGGUCAAACAAGUAUUUUUACACUUGGGUUUUUCGUAAGAACUUAAGAUAGCAAACGGUAACGUGCCGGUACAGUCUAGAUGAUUUUAAGUCAUUAUAAUUUGUCAUUAAAAAAUUAUGCAGUAGAAGGAAAAUGGUAUUGUUAAGAAAAAAAGUAUUUAAACAAACAUACAUGUUUUUGCCGUUACUCAAUAGUUUUUAGAUAUACUUUUUAUGGUUCGACCAUUAACAUUCUAAAUAAUGACGCAAUACCAAUGAGUCAAGUUUUUUAGAACCUAUAAAUAGCUUUUUUAUUAUUUUUCUAUAACAUGUCGCUACUGUAAUAAGUUACUAUGCCGACCAUCAGAGUUUAAAUCCCUUCAUCAUGAAACUACCGCAUUAUUUUCAGAUGACAAAUUACUAACGUUUCCAAACGGGCACUUUAUUUUCAAUAAAUAAUGUACUAAAAGAAAUCUAGACCGUAUCGGUGUGCUAUUUAUUUGCGGAUAAAGUUAUCGCGAUGAAACCGAGUGUAUCAAUAUUUACCUUUUUGACCUAUUCUAUCCCGUCGUUGCGGUCUCUUGACGACAUAACACUGUCGUUAUUUCAAUAUUGUGAUCUGUUGAGAGCUGCCACGCAGUUGCAAUCGAAAGUACUUUUUAUCUUAUCGAAAAAUCUCAAAAAAAAAGAACACGAUGUCGGUUGGCGGUAAUUUUUCGUAGCUUACGCUCAUAUCACUAUUUCUGUAGAGGAAUGAAGCACCUCCGAAAUUGAAAUGUACCAAACUAAAAUGGCGUCGGGGUUCCAGAGCGAACCGUAAAGUGUUAAUUGCCGUUAGUGAAGUUUGUUAUAAAAUCGAUCUAAAUAUAUCCGCGGUGCGCGAACGAGAAUCAUCGUUAAACGCGGUUAUUGCCAAUCUAUUGUGUCACCGUCACAUACAUUCCUGCUCUUUUUCUACGAGAAAUUUUUUACUACAUGAUUCGGCCGAUGUUGCGUGCUGACCACACACACACACACACACACAUACAUACACAUACACACGUGUAAACACGCAUACAUAUACGUUAACUAAAAAACAAAAAGGAGACGCGAACUCGCGACCGAAUCUCUGCGAAGGUCGAGCAUUUUUUUCGU
This is a messenger RNA of Nomia melanderi (Alkali bee), 3663 nucleotides long. It is a transcript of the gene GCS2beta, whose product is annotated as glucosidase 2 subunit beta. Gene Ontology annotation, molecular function: protein binding; calcium ion binding. Gene Ontology annotation, cellular component: glucosidase II complex. Lineage: Eukaryota; Metazoa; Arthropoda; Insecta; Hymenoptera; Halictidae. Gene Ontology annotation, biological process: N-glycan processing. The record is from RefSeq and is a predicted model, not a curated record.